This is a messenger RNA of Girardinichthys multiradiatus, 2070 nucleotides long. RefSeq names its product mitochondrial uncoupling protein 2-like. Gene Ontology annotation, molecular function: oxidative phosphorylation uncoupler activity. Gene Ontology annotation, biological process: response to cold; mitochondrial transmembrane transport; adaptive thermogenesis. Gene Ontology annotation, cellular component: mitochondrial membrane. The transcript has 8 exons. The record is from RefSeq and is a predicted model, not a curated record. Lineage: Eukaryota; Metazoa; Chordata; Actinopteri; Cyprinodontiformes; Goodeidae. Bases 901 to 1941 code for a protein of 346 amino acids.
UACAGAUUUCAAGUCAGGUACAUACAUUAUAAUUAAUCUUAACUAUCAAACAGUGCAUUCGGGUUCAGUUUAUUAUUCAAAUAGUUUAAAAGGUUUUUCUAUCUCAGGAAACCGAGCAGAUUGAAUCAAGUCAGUGACUUGCAGCAUUCACUCCUCCUGGAUGAGCAUGUAGACACAGUGGGCAGUAAAUGUAACGGAGAACUUAAAAAGUUCUUUGUUACAUUUAUUUUAAAAGGGUUAUUUAUGGUACUAAUACUCUAACCACCACUGGUUUAGUUGAAAACUAAUUCUUUCAACAAAUGAAGUUUUUUAUCACAGAAUAAAUGGAUUUAAAGUAAAGGUUUGAUUUUUCAGUGUGAGGUUAUGCUACUGUAAUAAAAGACUAAUUCAUGUUUAGCUGAUACUAUCCUCCUUAAUCACAUUUCUGGUCUAAACCAGUAUGUCACCAGUCAGACCAGCUAUUCAAAUGUGCAGGUCACCAAGCAGGUGGAUCAGGAGUUAAAUAACACGCCAGUCAGGCUUUUAGUGUUCCCUUCUGAGCGUGCAGCACACCGUGUUCAUCUUGUAUAUGCUGUUUUCAGGGGGUGGUGCAACAGUCACUGUACAGAAUAGUUUCAACAAGUCAGCUGUCUUCGGGCAGGUAUCUGUCAACACACCUGCUUUUGCUGCAUUCUUGCCUUCUGUUUAAUCAUUUUCAGUGCCAACAAGUAAUGGCACAAGAAGAGGACUUUACUUUAAGAAUAAACCCAUUCUUUUUAUUACCUGAAACUUAAUGCCAUCAGUCAUUAAGUCAUGAAAGGACACAGUAUUAACUUUUGGCUUAAACAGUAGAAUGACAGAAGCCAAGACCUACAGCAUGACUUAGUUUUUUAAGACUGUUGAUUCUUGGACGUUUUGAACAUGGCGGGAGGAGAAACAUCUGAUUUGGCACCGACAACUGUUGUCAAGAUUUUUUCAGCUGGAUCGGCUGGCUGCGUGGCUGAUCUGGUCAGCUUCCCGUUGGACACUGCCAAAGUACGACUACAGGUCCAGGGUGAAUCUAAGGCCCUACUAAAAGGUCAGAAAGCAAAGUACAGAGGUGUAUUUGGCACCAUUAUCACCAUUGUACAGAACGAGGGGCCCAGGAAUCUGUACAAUGGGCUCCUGGCAGGACUGCACAGACAGAUGUGCUUUGCCUCGGUUCGGAUCGGACUGUACGACACCAUGAAGCAGCUCUAUGCCCAGGAAUCAGAGAGUCCUGGACUUGGGGCUCGACUGCUGGCGGGCUCCACCACAGGAGCGAUGGCGGUGGUGUUUGCUCAGCCCACCGAUGUGGUGAAGGUCAGGUUCCAGGCUCAGAUCCAUCAGCCUGAGAAUGGCUACGUGAAGAGAUACAGCAGCACCACCGAUGCUUAUAGGACCAUAGCAAGAGACGAGGGCCUCAGAGGGCUCUGGAAAGGCUGUCUGCUGAACAUAGCUCGUAACGCCAUCGUGAACUGCUCCGAGCUGGUGACCUAUGACAUCAUUAAAGAGGAGAUCCUGAAGAGCAAACUGAUGACUGACAACAUGCCGUGUCACUUUACUGCAGCCGUUGCAGCAGGCUUCUGCACCACAGUCGUUGCAUCUCCAGUGGACGUGGUAAAAACUCGCUUCAUGAACUCAGUGCCUGGGCAGUAUGGUGGCGCCAUGAAAUGUGCUCUAACCAUGCUGCUUAAAGAGGGGCCCUCAGCUUUUUAUAAGGGCUUCAUGCCUUCGUUUCUUCGCCUGGGAUCCUGGAACAUCGUGAUGUUUGUAAGCUACGAGCAGAUUCAAAAGGCUGUGCCUGAGUUAAUCCUUAAGACGCGCACUGCUGAUGUCCCUGACCGCUCGUCAGUGAAUGUCCUGCAGAGCGAGUGGAGCUUCAGCCCCCAUCAGCAUACAGAUUCACAAAAACAGCCCUGGAAACAGGACGCCUUGCAGUGAUGCCUUGUGUGCCCAUCCAACUGAACCAUCUGUCGGACUAUCAACUGUGAAGAAGGCAGAACCAUCAGGAAAACCAUGAGCUCUGACAGUCUCUUCAAACCAGAGAUGGACUCAGACCCUCAGGGCGAG